AACUUUUCAUUAUGUCCAGUAUGGGGAGACCAAGGUCACGGGGCACAUCGAUUCAUGGUGACCGUUGGAACGCCUCGCACAUUUGAGGAUGCUCGUGCCUUCUGUGGUACCGACAAGUACCUGCUCAACCUGCAUGCGGCCGUGAACGUUUCCCAUGUGCAAGCAACCUUUCAGCAGAACGGGCUUGACUCGUCCUACGUAUGGCUGAACUUGCGGAUGAUCCAGGGGUUCUUCCACUGGCUAGACCCCAUUCCUCAACUUUUCAAACAAACACUUUCGUUGUCCUACGGAGAUGUAAUUGAUUCGUACAAUUAUCACCACGGCUGCGUGGUCCUGAACACUUCGUCCGGCGCCAUUGAGACGAGAUCGUGCGACGAGCAACACCAGUUCGUCUGCAUCGAGGACAAGCAGCUGCGGCCACUCGACGUGUCAGACGAGGCGGUGAGCGUGGAACUGACGUCCAACCAGCCACCGGUUCUAUUGAGCUGGAACCUGCACAACCUGAGACUCACGUGCCGCGCUAAGCUGCGCAACGGCACCGUGCUGAGGGAGGCGCCGCCGGGCAGCUACGCGUACGCGCACGUGUGGACCAAGAACGGCGUCUUCCUCGACCACACGUACCCGUCCCUGCAGCCGGAGAAAGCGAGCGAGCCCAAUGCGUACACGCACAGCGACGUGUCCAGCCAGGGCAGAUACCGGUGCGGUCUGAAGGCGCUGCCGUCAGGUAGCAUCGCCUGGUCGAACGUCGUCACCGUGGUGCUUGAAGACUUCGACACCUAUCGUUUAACUGGCCAUCUUUCCCAUACUGUCGAUGCCGGACCAAUACAGUUUAUCGGCGGUAGUUUUGUUGGUUUCGCAAGAAAAAUAGAGGAGGCUGUGACUGCGCUGCAGUUCUCAGUCCGUUGGAGCUACUCUGGAAUAACAAUAGAUGACGCCGACCGUGUGAACAUCAGCCUAUUUAUUUACUAUAAACGACCCGAACUUGCUUCCAUCGCAGACGCCAGUGGAGGAGAGCCCGAUGUCUUCAAUCAUAGCACCGCUCUCGAGAACUUGAGAACAAUUAACAAUAUUACAAUUAACAAUAUUACUGAUGUCUUGCACUGCAACAUCGUGAGACAAGGGGUUUUCACUUUUCACUCGGAGGGCCACGUCGGACUCGUAGAAUCGACACCACCAUGCCUGACUGAAUCCAACCAUCUCGUUCCUCGCUAUUGCGAUAUAAACUUCGAGUCGGCACCGACUUGGGCACCGUUUCAAGAGUCGACGUGCAAGGCAGAAACACGAUCUCGAGCGUUCGACGUCCACACGGAUACGCACCACCUGCUGUGCAGCCCUCGCCACUGCGUCCCACAGACUGUAUUCGGUGCCUGGUCAGAGGUCCGGCGGCUGUGCAACAGCUUGCGCGGCUUCCUGGCUAGCGGCGGUUCAGGAAGCUGGGCCGACAUCGUCCAGAAGCACGGAUAUUUUCAGUCGGAGAGCGCUGGACUUCCGCAAGUUCUGGAAGCAUUCAAAAUAUCGGAGCUGCUGGUACCAAUUCGCUUGCCUGAGGGCGCAAAUGCGACUGGCUGCUUCAUCGUCAGCAAAGUUAAGGACCAGCCUCAAACAACACAAUACUCGGACAGUGUUACGCAAACCUCGUGCUCCGAUGAACGGGCGGGAAGCUGCGCGUUUAGGUACCGCUCCCAUUUCCGUGGCCUCAAUCCUUGUCCGAGAGGAGGGUGGUUGGACUUGUCGACCAAGAACACCUGUCUGUGGUUAAAUUUGUCGCCGUUGGAUUACGACCAAGCUGCUGAGAAGUGUCGUGCCAGUAAUGGGCACUUGGCUUUCGUGGAUAACUCUUCAUUGUCCUACACUCUUGCGCUACUGCUCGCUCCACGACAAGUCCCGCGCGAGUUCGACCGCUACUGGAUUGGGCUGCAGAGGUCUCCAGGCGGCGUCUACAAGUGGGAGAACGGGGAUCCAAUGCGGGAGUUCGCCUGGCACCCUCAGGACGGACUACAAGCACAGCGCGGGAACGCUGUUCGUCGAUCGCUAUUCCGUUCCACGGAGUCUGACGAUGCGAUAUUCCCUCGAGAAUCCACGUCGAAAGCUUCCCUCAAUAUGUCAAGCGGACCUGCAAACAGGUGCACCAUGGCUGCGUGUUGAGCAAAGAAACAGUGGCCGUCGUGUGGUGCUUACGUGCCGCGUCUCAGCCGAAAUCAUUCCUGGCAGUGUCCUCUGGUACAAGGACGGCAUCGCUGUGCAGGGCAACCGUACCAGUACUCCGGACGGCC
This is a messenger RNA of Dermacentor silvarum, 2273 nucleotides long. RefSeq lists its product as uncharacterized. Gene Ontology annotation, cellular component: external side of plasma membrane. Gene Ontology annotation, molecular function: carbohydrate binding. The transcript is spliced from 14 exons. The coding region runs from base 55 to 2145 and encodes 696 amino acids. The record is from RefSeq and is a predicted model, not a curated record. Lineage: Eukaryota; Metazoa; Arthropoda; Arachnida; Ixodida; Ixodidae. Gene Ontology annotation, biological process: biological process involved in interspecies interaction between organisms.